AUGGCCGAAGACGACGGCUCAUCUCCGAACCCCCUAACCGGGCUUGAUGACUCCGAUGUUCAAACCAACAUCUACGAAGGCGGCUACAAAACCUGGGAAUGCAGCCUCGAUCUCGCGCGCUACCUCCUCGACCGCGGCCCCCGCAAAGACCUCGACGACCUCGUGCGCGUCAAUCACGUUAUAGAAAUGGGCUGCGGAACAGCCAUUCCUUCCCUCUUGCUCUUCCAAUAUGCGUUAAAGAACGGGCUGGGGAUGUACUUCACACUGACGGAUUAUAACGCUGAUGUGUUACGGCUGGUCACUUUGCCCAAUCUUGUGUUGACCUGGGCAAGCACGCUCGACGAGCAGAGGAGCAAGGAAGUGUUCGGCGAGGCGGGGAAUCCGCUUGCGAGUGGCGGAGGGGAAGAAGAUAAUGGCGAUGUAUACCUGACGCCUGAAGUGCUUGACGCAUUCAAAGCACAAUUCAAAGCCACAGGACUAACACUCACCCUCCUCUCCGGCUCCUGGCUGCCGACCACCACCCUCAAAUCACUCAUCCCCUCCUCUCCCGAACUCAAUACGCUCAUCCUCGCAUCAGAGACUAUAUACUCUCCAGGCAGCCUCGUAGCGUUCACAGAUGCGAUGGUCGAGCUGAUGCAGCGCGUGAAGAGCGGGAAGGCGCUUGUUGCGGCGAAGAGGCACUACUUUGGGGUUGGCGGGAGUGUGGACGAGUUUCGGGAGGAGUGUGGGAAGAAGGGGUGCGUGGCGUAUGAGAUGGAGUUUGAAGGGUUGGAGAAGGGGGUUCGGAGGGCGAUUUGUGAGGUGCAGAUGUGUUGA
Molecule: messenger RNA, 816 nt
Organism: Didymosphaeria variabile
Lineage: Eukaryota; Fungi; Ascomycota; Dothideomycetes; Pleosporales; Didymosphaeriaceae
Exons: 2
Coding region: 1-816 (271 amino acids)
Biological process (GO): peptidyl-histidine methylation, to form tele-methylhistidine
Molecular function (GO): protein-L-histidine N-tele-methyltransferase activity
Source: RefSeq, a predicted model, not a curated record